UCUCUUUCUCGUGUUGUUCUUGUUCCAAGUGCGGAUUCCUCUUCUUUGCUUGUUCUUGGCUCAGAGAGAGAGAGAGAGAGAGAGAUGGAGGGAGGAGAGGAGGUGGCAGUGGAUCGGAUGGUAGACUCGAAAGACAUGCAGCAGCAGAGCAAGGCAUUGGACAAGCUCACGGAUCGUGUGGAGGACCGGCAGCUCAACUCCACCCGUGUCCAAGAGGCUAUGGCAGCACUUGCUUCAUCAAAAGAAGCUGACUGGAAUGCAAUGAGAAUGAGAGAGAAAGAGUUGGCUGCAGUUAAGAUCAAUCCUGCGGAUGUAGACAUCAUUGCAAAUGAGCUUGAGUUAGACAAGAAGGUGGCCGAGCAAACACUUAGGGAGCACAAAGGUGAUGCUGUCGCCGCAAUUCGCUAUUUACUUCGUUAGAAACAUGAGCAGUAUACUCCUUGACUUCUAGUUCAGCAUCAAGCCUAGAAAGUUACUUGUAGUUGACAGUAGAUACUGCAACUGCAACUCUUUUUGUGCUACCUGUAAGAGCUGGGUUUUGUGUUACACUUCAUCAUUCAUGUUUUGACUUGUUUUUCCCCCUUUCUCAAGUUAUGGACUAUUCAAAUGACACAAAAACACCUGCUUCCUUGUUAUCAUGUUCGAGUACUAUGAUGUUUA
Messenger RNA from Dioscorea cayenensis subsp. rotundata (Guinea yam), 660 nucleotides. RefSeq names its product huntingtin-interacting protein K. Bases 85 to 420 code for a protein of 111 amino acids. The transcript is spliced from 4 exons. NCBI's taxonomy places the organism in Eukaryota, Viridiplantae, Streptophyta, Magnoliopsida, Dioscoreales, Dioscoreaceae. The record is from RefSeq and is a predicted model, not a curated record. Gene Ontology annotation, biological process: protein stabilization; negative regulation of apoptotic process.